UUUGGUCGAUUUUAGUGCAAUUUUUUCCUCGUGUUCUACUUGCAAUGGCUCAAGGCUUGUCUAAGAAAGAGAAGAUCCAAUUGUGGUGGAGACUUACGAGGAACUAUGUCGUCAUUGCUUUGGUUUUAUUAAUAUUAUGCCCGAUACCAGUAGUUAUGAACACCCAGAUGGGAUACGUGGCCUUCACCAUAUUCUUGAUGGGGACCUUCUGGGUGACGGAGGUGAUACCUUUACCAGUCACGGCACUCAUCCCGAUAGUUCUCUUCCCUCUCUUUGGUGUCCGGGACACCCCCACCGUGAUCGAGCAAUACUUCAAUGAUGUCACUUACCUGCUCUUUGGGGGUCUGAUCCUCGCUGCCGCCAUCGAACAUCAGAACCUUCAUCGUCGCUUCGCUCUUCGGGUAUUGCUCCUGUUCGGAGCGGAUCCAAAGAAGUUGUUGCUGGGUUUCAUGAGUGGUACAGCCUUUUUGUCGUCAUGGAUGAGUAAUACAGCCGUGACAGCCAUGAUGCUCCCCAUUGCUCGAGCUGUGCUCGAUGAGAUCAGAAAGCAAGACAACGACGGCGAGCAUGAGAUGGAGUGCGACCUCGGAGAAAACGGAAAAUACAAGCCCAACAACCAAACUGUUUUGCCUCCUGAAAAACAAAUAACAGGAAACAGAAACGGCCAAGAAUUACAAAGGGAAGAGAUGGAUUCGAUGGUCGAUCCUCCACCAAGCCCGUCCUCGGUUGAUCAAGCCAGGCGCCAUCUACGUCUAUGCAAAGCUAUUUUCCUUUGCAUUCCCUAUGCUGCCAAUGUAGGUGGGACGGGAUCUUUAGUUGGUACCCCAGCGAAUGUGGUCUGCGUUGCUGUUGUUGAAAGCUGCUGCUCGAGACUUAGAACGGAUGUGGUCAGCCAUGGUGAGAUUCUUAUCAAGCAUCACACCAAGAUCACGGGAGACUUUAUUACAUCUGACGGACGUUACAUCUCCAAUCUGCAGUACGGGGAGAUCCCGAGCACCUCUGAACCUGGAGAAGACAUUCUAUUCGGUAAGGAGACGGGUCUCAACUUUGGCACUUGGACUCUCUACUGUUAUCCACAGAUGAUUGUAUGUAUUUUACUCAUAUGGGUUUGGCUCCAGUUCAUGUAUCUACCAAGGAACAGUUUCAGAUGUAAGAGUAACAGAGAGCGCACCUCCAAAGCCAAAAAGAUUAGAAAAGUAAUACAGCGAGCAUAUGACGAUCUUGGUCCUGUAAGAUUUGCAGAAUGGGCUAUCUUAGCACACUUCGUGAUCAUUGUAGCAGUCUGGAUCACCCAAGAUCCCAAGGUAUUUCCUGGCUGGGCGUCUCUCUUUCCUCCUGGCGUCAAAAGUUCAGCGCCGACCAUAUUGAUCGCCAUUUCUCUUUUUUGUUUCCCAUCCGAGCGACCUCUACGUCUGAUAAGAAUCAGAGAUCAGCAAAUGCGUGAUUCAGCCCAUGGUCAUCUAGGAAGUAUCGUAUCAAACGGUGCAAGUGCAAGUGUGGCUGGCGUUGAUAGUGACAAUGACGAUGGUGACGAUGGGCGUGAAAGUCGCCCCAAAAUAGCCAAAGUGAAGUGCAUCCCCGCACUAAUCAACUGGGAUAUCGUACACGAGAAGAUACCAUGGGGUGUGCUCAUUGUUGUAGGCGGAGGAUUCGCCCUAGCAGAUGGAUGUGUAGAAUCUGGUCUAUCAUUAUGGUUAGCCGAACAGUUUGAGAUCUUUUACGGGAUACCUCCACUUGCAGUGGCUUUCAUCACAGCCAUUAUAAUCUCAGUCCUAACAGAGCUUACUGCUAAUGUUGUCACCACGACCAUAUUUCUACCUAUUGUUGCAGAGAUGGCCGUCGCAAUGAGGAUAAAUCCGUUAUAUCUGAUGCUCACUACGACUAUAUGUGCCUCUUUCGCCUUCAUGCUUCCUGUAGCUACCCCGCCCAAUGCCAUAGCAUUCGCCAACAAGGAAAUCAAAGUCAUUGAUAUGGUAAAAACAGGCUGUCUCCUAAACUUCACGUGUAUCUGUAUACUGCUUCUCUUCAUGAACACACUCGGUCUGUUGAUUUUCGACAUCGCACACUUUCCCGAUUGGGCCAAUAACACCAUGAAUACCAUGGCAACAGAUAAUAUCUUCCAUAACUCUACAUCGGUACCGUUUUGAGAUGACACCUUUUGAAGAAAUUCUCGAGCUGAAAAAAAGAAGAAAGAAAUUGUAUCAGUAUACUUAUCUGUCAAAAUAGAUUCUUUCAAAUAUCUUUAUAAUAGGAUAAUUUUCUUCGUUUUCAGUGUAUCCUCUUGUUUGUAUUACAAAUAUUUUCUAUAAUUUGAGUGAUAUUACUUUUGGAUGGCGUCUGUUUGAUUCGAAAGACACUAGCUGAUCUUUCACACGGUAAAAACAAAUCGUAAUUUGAAUGAUGAUCCCAGUGAAAAAUAAGGCUAAUUACGAUUUUUUUUUAGCACGUGUGAAACCAAACUAAAACAUGAUUAGAAUCACGAACGCUUAUCACUAUCACGAAUUCAAAUUCUACUCCGGAGGUGAAUUCCAGUUAAGUUUCACUCAAAUUACGUUACGAAUUUUGCGUGUGAAAGGCUUGAACCUCCAAAACAUCAUUUUUUUUUUUUUUUUUUUUUUUUUUUGGGGGGGGAGCUUACGUGACCUUUCAAGCACUUCGAUAGAUAAUACAAUUGUCAUGCACUCAUCGUAGUUUGUAUUUACGAUGCAGUGCUUUGAUUGACAAGUCACCAAGGACACAUACCGCCUUCGCCCGGGAAUUCGAAUUCAAAUCACAUUUUUCGAGCGAGCGUGUGAAAGGUCCGAUGAUUCUAAAGACGAAUUGCAAUCAUCAUUACAAUGAUGAUUCAAGAUUUACGUGUGAAAAGGCCCUAGGUUAUUUGCGCCCAAUUCCUGUUUCUGUGAUCACGCCUCUCCAACCAUUGUCUUAUGUUACUCGGUCAAGUCGCUCGGAUCCUUUCUCACUAGCUUUCUCCAUUGGGUCAGCAGAAAUCAAAAUCUUAUGCAAAUCCAUGUUCUUUCAUUAUAAAUAAUGUUUAUUAAUGCAUUCUAGAUUUCAUUUUCUGCGGGAAUUUGUUUAGCUGCUCCGAUUUUCCAUAUGACUCAUUUUACAUCUUCUUUUGUUCUCUUCUUAAUUGAACAUGAUUUUUAAGUAUUAUAAUUUUAAUAAACCAUGAAGAUAUAAAAGCACAUGGUAAAUAUUUUUUCUCUUUUGAUUCUCAUUUGAUUUUGCUCGAAUCUGAUUCAUCUGUAGCACUGUGAUUCUUUUUUAGCAGUUUGAUAGUGAUGGGCUAGUGUAGUAUGUUAGCAUUUGUUAAAAAUUAUGGAAAGAACAUGUAUACGAUAUUCCCACUUCUUUAUUGAAUUAGAACAUGUUUCUUUUCAUGUAAAUGUUUUUUUUUCUAAAUUAAAAUCAGAAGAUCACUUCAUACGGUGUAGUACUCAAAUACAUAUCAUACAGUUCCGUUGGUAGAAUGGUAGUCUCGUCAUUCAGCCACCUAUGUUUGAAGCAAUCCGUGGCCCUUUGACCAGACAUCGAUCCUCAUUAGCAGGGGAGGGGCAUAGUGGUCUGGUUGUUUACCUAUUCAUUUUCAAAUAAAAACCUUAUGAAUCACUAAUAGAUACCCAAAAAGUAUUGAAGUUUGUGAUCUUUUCUAGUGUAUAAAAGGACACUGAAAAUGUGGUUUCUGAUAAGACUUGAUAAAUUUACUCAUUGCUCUGAAGUUGAGAAAGUAGAAAGAAUCGAAUUUUGAAUAUUAUAAUAUCUUUGGCAUAUUUCCCUUUCAGAAACGGGAUAAUGAAUGUAGGAGACCCGGAAUAUGAUUGUACAUAUUUACAACUUCUUAUGCUGCAUCAUUAAUUCUACUUACCAAUUAUUUCUUUCAAGGAUUAUAAGAAUUAAAUUUCAUGCAUUGAGUGUAUUUUUGUGUGAUAAAUGAUGACAGACCUGUGAAAGCUUUCCAGAUAGGAAAGGGCGAUAAGAUUUUAAAAAAAAAUUAAUAAUGAUGAUUUUUCUCUAUCAGGUCUCUUCUGUGUUUGUAUAUAUAGAUGAAGGUUAUAAUGAUAUUUGUAUGAAAUCAGCACGUUCGCAUGAUCCAAAAUUUAUAUCGAUUCGCUCACAUUUAUAUUUAUAUCCAAAAGGUAUUUGAAACGCUUCUGUAUAGGCAUAUAAAAUGUUAAAGGUCUAUAUAACAUUUACAUUUACAUAUGUAAUCAAAGCAGUAUAGAAGGGCAUGUUCUAAUACUUUGUGAUUGAUGGAAUACUUUCAAAGAAAAAUGCAACAGUAUUGUUUAUCUUGAUCGUUCAAUUUUUUUUAGGAUGAUUCAGUUUUGAUACCGUUUAUAGAAAGUUUUGCACUAAUAUAAAUGAAAAGUGAGGUC
This is a messenger RNA of Lytechinus pictus (painted urchin), 4379 nucleotides long. Its product is annotated as Na(+)/citrate cotransporter-like. The transcript has 14 exons. Gene Ontology annotation, cellular component: membrane. Lineage: Eukaryota; Metazoa; Echinodermata; Echinoidea; Temnopleuroida; Toxopneustidae. The record is from RefSeq and is a predicted model, not a curated record. Gene Ontology annotation, biological process: transmembrane transport. Gene Ontology annotation, molecular function: transmembrane transporter activity. Bases 45 to 2147 code for a protein of 700 amino acids.